Prorocentrum cordatum is the source of this 354-nucleotide messenger RNA. The record is from the annotation of a GenBank genome assembly. Lineage: Eukaryota; Dinophyceae; Prorocentrales; Prorocentraceae.
UCAAAGAGCCGCUACGACGUGCACAGUUUGGGCAAGAACCCGACCGUGAAGGACGCUUUCCGCAACCGCUUUGAGUUUCUGGCAACACAGGAGCUGCACAUGCCGACCUCCAGUAUUGAUGACACAGUAGAUCGAUUCGAGGCGGCGGUGGCCGCAGCUGUAAAAGACACCGUGCCGUCCGUCCGGGCGACAGCGAGAAGGCCAUGGAUCAGCAAGGAAGCAGUCGACCAAGAGCUGCCCGCGUGCGAGGGGCCGAUCGCAGUGGAAGAAGUCCAGGCAGCAGUGCGCAAGCUGAAGGCCGGGAGAGACGCCCUCCAGGUGCCGGCCGAAGCCCUGAAGACAGUCAUGGAGCAU